UCAUGCAUCAAGCACCCCACACAAUCUACAAGCAGAGAGAUAAACAGAGGCAAAGGCAAACAGAUAGAAGAUGACUUGCUUCUUCUCAAAGGGGUCUAUUCUAGUCAUUCUCCUUUUAGCAAUUUGCCUAGUUAGUGAAGCUCAGCAAUGUCGUCCAAGCGGAAGGAUUAGAGGAAAGAAGCCCCCUCCUGGACAAUGUAACCAGGAAGAUGACUCUGACUGCUGCAAAGCUGGAAAAAUGUACCCAACAUACACAUGCUCACCACCAAUGUCAGGUAACACCCAGGCUUACCUCACUCUCAACAGCUUUGAGGCAGGCGGUGACGGAGGAGGCCCAUCAGAAUGUGAUGGCAAGUACCACAAUGACAACACUCCAGUUGUGGCAUUAUCUACCGGAUGGUAUAAUGGUGGAUCACGAUGCCUUAACAACAUCAGAAUUAAUGGUAAUGGGCGCAGUGUGGUGGCCAUGGUGGUGGAUGAGUGUGACUCGACUGAGGGAUGUGAUGCGGACCAUGAUUAUCAGCCUCCUUGUCCCAACAAUAUUGUUGAUGCCUCCAAGGCUGUUUGGAAAGCCUUAGGUGUAUCUGAAGACAACUGGGGUGGUUUGGAUAUCACAUGGUCCGACGCUUAGUUAAUCGGUUUGAUGCUGUUUAGUUUUGUUGUUUUAUGUGCGUCCAUGUAUUUGGAAAGUGUCAUAUGUACAUAUUAUAGAAAGUCAAUAUGUUAAAUCUUCUGUUAUCUUAUACUUAAAAUUAAGUUUGUUGUGAAAUAUAGAACAAUAUCAAAAAUGGACUUAAUCA
Messenger RNA from Rosa rugosa (rugosa rose), 800 nucleotides. Its product is annotated as putative ripening-related protein 1. The transcript has a single exon. Bases 71 to 631 code for a protein of 186 amino acids. The record is from RefSeq and is a predicted model, not a curated record. NCBI's taxonomy places the organism in Eukaryota, Viridiplantae, Streptophyta, Magnoliopsida, Rosales, Rosaceae.